Paramacrobiotus metropolitanus is the source of this 946-nucleotide messenger RNA. Its product is annotated as mediator of RNA polymerase II transcription subunit 15-like. Gene Ontology annotation, molecular function: transcription coregulator activity. Bases 140 to 514 code for a protein of 124 amino acids. The record is from RefSeq and is a predicted model, not a curated record. NCBI's taxonomy places the organism in Eukaryota, Metazoa, Tardigrada, Eutardigrada, Parachela, Macrobiotidae. Gene Ontology annotation, biological process: regulation of DNA-templated transcription. The transcript is spliced from 4 exons.
AGUAUUUUGAUUCUGUCUCAAUCUGACAUUUUACUGUGGAUUCUAAGAUUCUCUUUCCAGAAUCAGAACACCCUUCUUUUGGUAAUGGAAUUUAUGGACAGAUAAGAUUGUGGCUACCGUUUGGACUUGACUUGUGAGGAUGAAUCCAGGAAUGCCAAUAGUGAUAGACUGGAAGAGUUGGGAAUUUCGUAAAAAAUGCAUUUCCGAAAUGGAGAAAGUCAUGCCCAAAGCGCCAGACUUCAACAUAUCGGCGCAUGAACUGGAGAGCAGGAUCUUCCUGAAAGCCACCUGCAGGGAAGAGUACGUCAAUUAUGUCAAAGCUUGCCUGAUCAAAGUCCCUCAGCAAAUAGCCAAUCGAGCCCAGGCUGCUCAGCAGCAGGCUGACCAGCAGCCAGCGGUUUCCGGCAUGGGCGCUGCUUCCCAGCCGCAGUCCACCGGUCAGGCGCCCAUUCAUUCCGGCGACGAGAUGCAGACCCAGCCGCCUGAACCCCCUAUCCGACGUCCAUGGGAAUGAUGCCGGGGGAAACGACUGCGUAGGGACAAAAUUCCGGCAUGAUGCCCAGCUGCCUCGGUUACGGGCAACAGUUCUCCGGACAACCGCCCGCCGGCCGCCGACACCAACUAUCCUCAGCCGCAAUAAUUCCCAACUCGCGAUGAGUUUUCGUUACUUACACUCCUUUCUCUGUUUUUUUUUGGCUUGUGCGUGCUAUUGUAGACUGUAGUUACUUAGGCGAUUCGUGUUCAUCAAAUUUCAAGUAGUGCAGCUAUCGCUUGUCGGGUUUGUUAGUUGGUGUAUGUUGCCUGUUUUUCAAGGUUUUUUUAAGGGGGAAAAUAGUUCGUUUGUUUCUUGCCGAAGCAGUUUUUUGUUACUGGUUUUAAACUUUUAAUGAGAUCUGAGCUGUUUCCUGUUGAUCAGGUAGCAGAACAUAAAUACAGGCUGCACUGA